AUGCAAACGAUAGCCAGCACAUUAGACUGCUACUAUGGGACAAAUUGUAAUUCAUUAUGGUCUCUCGAAGAAGAAUUAUCUCGAAAAUUUUCAGCAUAUGCAAAGAAUUACGAAUUUCCAAAGCUGCAUCGUUCGUAUUUCCAUAGCGUUGAGCGGUAUUGUCCUGUGAUUUGUUCUCAGCUGACUUGGUCUCAUGAUGGUACUUCUAUUUGCGGCGUUUUUGAUGAUUUUGGAAUACGACAGUAUCUUAUACCAGAAGAUCCACUUGUAGAUCAUUGGGUUCCUUUCACACGAUGGUUUGUGAAUGGUUCCAUUAUUUCCUCUGUCGUCCACCCUAGAUACUCACUGUAUGAAGAGGAUUCAGCAUAUCAAACUAUACUUUGUUCUUCAAGAGAUCUGCCCAUAAAAUUGUACUCAUUACGAUCGGACAGCAUCAAUGAAACAAGUUUAUACCAUUACUCUACUGUUAACGAAGAAAAUGAAGCCUUUGAAACGGCUUAUUCAAUGACAAUACUUCAAGACACUAUGCAUUUCAUGACUGGAUCUGUUAGAAACAGGAUAACUAUGUAUGAUUACAACCGACAUAAACCGAUAUGGCAACAUCAGUGGACAAAACAAUCAUGCGGGAAGUCAUCACAGAAGGCUAUCGUAUCAUGCUUUGAUGAAUAUAACGAGGUACAUGACAAUGUCAGGUUUGCUGGUACUUAUAAAACAGAAGUGCUACGAAUUGAUACUAGAAGUACUAAAUCUGAACUAAUAAGUGAGCGUGAUUCAUUGGACUCGUGGUCAAAUGGAAUCUACCAAGUCAUUAAGUCGGAUAACGGACAUUAUUUGUACUGUAUUAAACGUAAUGCAAGAGAAAUCGAUGUUAUUGAUACACGAAUGUUAAAAUCUAGAAUUAAUAUACUGGAACUUCCAUUCAAAAUUGGUAAGCAGAAAUUCAAGGCAUCCUUGAACAGUGCCAAAGGUUUGUUAAUUGGAUCGUACGAUGGUCAGGUUGCAUGCUGGGACAAAGAUUGCAUUGAAUUUGGUGGGUUGGACCCACUUCAAACCGCUGGUACUGGAAUAAAGCCAACGAAUAACAUUCUUAUUUCAGAUGAGAAUGUAAGGGUGAAUUGCAUUGCAACGAAUCCUGUUGAUCCAAACACCCUCGCUAUUUCAACCUCGACUGAUAAAUUUGCAGAUGAUGAGGGUAUGACAUUAAAAACAUCUGUGAAGCUUAUUCGGAUGCAUUAA
Messenger RNA from Kluyveromyces lactis, 1236 nucleotides. RefSeq names its product Swt21p (gene SWT21). The coding region runs from base 1 to 1236 and encodes 411 amino acids. Gene Ontology annotation, molecular function: protein binding. Lineage: Eukaryota; Fungi; Ascomycota; Saccharomycetes; Saccharomycetales; Saccharomycetaceae. The record is from RefSeq and is a predicted model, not a curated record. The transcript has a single exon.